AAACCGGAUUGAGUGAACGGUCGGAUCGCACGGUAUCAAUAGGGAGGGUCCGACUUGCAGGAGCUCGGAGAGAACCAGAGAGGGAGGGAGAGAAGAAACAGAGUGAACGAAGUUUUCCAGAGAUAAGGGAGAGAGCAGAGAUGUCGUGGCAAGCCUACGUCGACGAGCACCUGAUGUGCGACAUCGACGGCCAACAUCUCACUGCGGCUGCCAUCGUCGGCCAGGAUGGCAGCGUCUGGGCUCGGAGCGACAGCUUUCCCCAGUUUAAGCCCGAAGAGAUGACCGCAAUUAUGCGCGAUUUCGAGGAGCCUGGAUCGCUUGCACCUACUGGAUUAUUUCUUGGAUCGGCAAAGUAUAUGGUUAUCCAGGGAGAACCUGGUGUUGUCAUCCGAGGGAAGAAGGGAUCUGGCGGAAUUACAAUUAAGAAAACCAACCAAGCCUUAGUCAUUGGAAUAUACGAUGAGCCAAUGGCCCCAGGACAGUGUAACAAAGUUGUAGAGGGGCUUGGUGAUUACCUUUAUGACCAGGGUCUCUAGAUCUAAUAUCGUUUUAGAUUUUUUUGCUUCUGAUGAAUGUGAUCAUCUGCAUAUAUAUGUUUCGUUGGUCAUUAAGAACAAUGCCAAUGGAGAGAUUGCUUUAGAAUAACUAUAAGGUUUUCAAACAAACCUUAUGUGAACAAAAGCAUAUGUGGUUCCUUUUAUGUUUCUGAAGCAUGUAUGUUUUUUGUACUGUUCUGGAAUCCAGAAUGAGAGACAAGUUAAGCUUUCCUUGUUACAA
Molecule: messenger RNA, 777 nt
Organism: Nymphaea colorata (pocket water lily)
Lineage: Eukaryota; Viridiplantae; Streptophyta; Magnoliopsida; Nymphaeales; Nymphaeaceae
Product: profilin-3-like
Exons: 3
Coding region: 141-536 (131 amino acids)
Cellular component (GO): cell cortex
Molecular function (GO): actin monomer binding
Source: RefSeq, a predicted model, not a curated record